AUGCCCAACAGUGCUCAUUACCCAGCGUUAGCUGGAUUAUCAAGAGAAGAGUUCACGGCUAAAAUGCUCAGCACACUACUCUACAGUUUCUUUGAGCUCGGGUCAUUCGUCAUGAUGGUCAUCGUACUAAAACGCAGACUUGGAUAUUCUGGUUUGCAGCAGCUAGCCUUUGUUCUAGACGUGUACGCCAGUGUGGUUCAGACGAAGCUGAACUUGAUUUUCGUCUACAUCAUGCAAGUGUCGUUGGAUCACCACGGUGCUGAUUUCACAUUUAAAUUCGCGUGGUUAAACUCGAAGAGAAAGUUCUGA
Molecule: messenger RNA, 309 nt
Organism: Phytophthora nicotianae INRA-310
Lineage: Eukaryota; Oomycota; Peronosporomycetes; Peronosporales; Peronosporaceae
Exons: 2
Coding region: 1-309 (102 amino acids)
Source: RefSeq, a predicted model, not a curated record